Miscanthus lutarioriparius is the source of this 2496-nucleotide messenger RNA. The record is from the annotation of a GenBank genome assembly. Lineage: Eukaryota; Viridiplantae; Streptophyta; Magnoliopsida; Poales; Poaceae.
AUGGCCGUCGCCAAGGAGGUAGUCGCCGUCGUGACUCUGCUUCUCGGGCUGACGUCGUGCACGACAUCAUCGACGGCGGCGGCGACGGCAGGGACAGGGAGUGCGCGAUGGAGGGAGGAGGACUGUGGUGGUGUGCGGGGAGAGGUGACGUACGACCACAGGGCCCUGGUGCUGAACGGCACCAGGAGGUUGCUGUUCGCCGGGGAGAUGCACUAUCCACGGAGCACGCCGGAGAUGUGGCCAAAACUCAUUGCUAAAGCAAAGGAAGGUGGCCUUGAUGUGAUACAGACCUAUAUAUUCUGGAAUGUUCAUGAGCCUGUCCAGGGCCAGUACAACUUCGAGGGAAGAUAUGAUCUUGUCAGAUUCAUCAAGGAAAUUCAAGCUCAAGGCCUCUACGUAAGCCUCAGGAUUGGUCCCUUCAUAGAGUCUGAAUGGAAAUAUGGAGGAUUUCCAUUUUGGCUACAUGAUAUCCCAAACAUUAUCUUCCGAAGUGACAAUGAACCCUUUAAGCAACAUAUACAAAGAUUUGUUACAGAUAUAGUAAACAUGAUGAAACAUGAAGGGCUUUACUACCCACAAGGAGGCCCCAUUAUAACUUCUCAGAUUGAGAACGAAUACCAAAUGGUUGAACCUGCAUUUGGCUCAAGUGGGCAUCGUUAUGUCAGUUGGGCAGCUGCAAUGGCUGUAGACCUUCAAACAGGUGUUCCCUGGACGAUGUGCAAGCAAAAUGAUGCUCCAGAUCCAGUUAUCAAUACAUGCAACGGGCUCAUUUGUGGAGAAACAUUUGUUGGACCAAACUCAGCUAACAAGCCUGCAUUAUGGACAGAAAAUUGGACCUCACGCUAUCUUAUUUACGGUAAUGAUACAAAAUUGAGGUCUCCAGAAGAUAUCGCCUUUGCAGUUGCAUACUUUAUAGCAAGGAAGAAUGGAAGCUAUGUGAGCUACUACAUGUAUCAUGGAGGAACAAACUUUGGGAGGUUUGCUUCUUCAUAUGUAACAACGAGCUACUAUGAUGGAGCUCCUCUCGAUGAAUAUGGUUUGAUAUGGCAACCAACAUGGGGUCAUCUCAGAGAACUGCAUGCUUCAGUAAAACAGUCAUCAGAACCACUACUAUUUGGGACAUACUCCAAUCUUUCUUUAGGUCAAGAACAAGAGGCACAUAUUUUUGAAACAGAAUCACAAUGUGUGGCUUUCCUAGUCAACUUUGACCGGCAUCAUAUAUCAGAAGUAGUAUUUCGUAAUAUAUCACUGGAACUGGCCCCCAAAUCAAUCAGCAUUCUCUCAGAUUGUAAGAGAGUAAUUUUUGAAACAGCUAAGGUAACUGCUCAGCAUGGAUCAAGAACAGCUGAAGAAGUGCAGUCUUUCAGUGACAUUAAUACUUGGAUGGCAUUCAAGGAACCAAUUCCACAAGAUGUGAGUAAAGCUACGUACAGUGGAAACCGGCUCUUUGAACAUCUAUCAACCACAAAAGAUGAUACUGAUUAUCUAUGGUACAUUGUUGGCUAUGAAUAUACACCGAGUGAUGAUGACCAGCUUGUACUGAUUAAUGUUGAGUCAAGGGCACAUAUAUUGCAUGCCUUUGUCAACAAUGCAUAUGUGGGUAGAAUACAUGGGAGCCAUGGUGGACCUGCCAAUAUCAUUCUCAACACGAAUAUUUCUCUAAAGGAAGGGCCAAACACCAUAUCAUUGCUAAGUGCUAUGGUUGGAUCACCGGAUUCCGGUGCUCAUAUGGAAAGGAGAGUAUUUGGAAUUCGGAAAGUGAGCAUACAACAGGGACAACAGUCAGGACAUCUACUCAACAAUGAGCUAUGGGGGUACCAAGUUGGCUUAUUUGGGGAAAGGAAUAUCAUCUACACACAAGAAGGAUCAAAAAGUGUUGAAUGGACAACUAUCGACAAUAUGGCAUAUAGCCCACUUACUUGGUACAAGACUACAUUUUCCACACCUGCGGGAAAUGAUGCAGUGACACUGAACCUUACUGGUAUGGUUAAGGGCGAAGUAUGGGUCAACGGAGAGAGCAUCGGACGAUACUGGGUCUCUUUCAAGGCUCCUAGCGGCAAUCCUUCGCAAUCUCUGUAUCACAUACCCCGGCAAUUUCUAAACCCUCAAGACAAUAUCCUGGUCCUUUUUGAGGAAAUGGGAGGCAACCCACAACAGAUAACAGUGAACACAGUGUCGGUCACAAGAGUGUGUGGCAAUGUGAAUGAGCUCUCUGCUCCAUCGCUUCAAUACAAGGAUAAGGAACCAGCAGUCGAUCUCUGGUGUCAGGAAGGCAAACAGAUCUCGGCAAUUGAGUUUGCAAGCUACGGAAAUCCUGUAGGUGACUGCAAAAGAUUUGGUUUCGGAAGCUGCCACGCAGGAUCAUCGGAAUCUGUUGUAAAACAGGCUUGCUUGGGUAAAAGUGGGUGCUCUAUUCCCAUAACACCUAUCAAAUUCGGAGGCGAUCCAUGCCCUGGAAUCCAAAAAUCCCUUCUAGUUGUGGCGAAUUGCAGAUGA